Cordyceps militaris CM01 is the source of this 912-nucleotide messenger RNA. RefSeq lists its product as uncharacterized. Bases 1 to 912 code for a protein of 303 amino acids. The transcript has 4 exons. The record is from RefSeq and is a predicted model, not a curated record. NCBI's taxonomy places the organism in Eukaryota, Fungi, Ascomycota, Sordariomycetes, Hypocreales, Cordycipitaceae.
AUGUCUCGGGCGGCGCCGCCGCCCGAGACCAGACAUCCCAACAAUCAGGUAAUACUCGCAAUCUUUACCCGUGCCAACAAGCUCUUGCCUCUACAUAGCAAGGAACGCCUAAAUAUCUUUGCACGACACUACGAGCGAAUUAUCAAGCCUUCCGAAUCUGAUAUAUUGAAAUGGAGGAAGGCUGGCCCCCUUGGCAAGCUCCACAGCAUCGUUGUGUUUAUCCGGUGCAGUCCACAGCGUAUACAGAGGUUCAAAGAGAACAGUGAGAAGAAGGAGCUUCUUCGCGACAAUGACACCAGGUGGAACUCCAAGUACAUGACCGCGAGAGCUAUUGAACCUGCGGAUCAAAUCGAUUACUUUUGCUUCGAGGAGAAAGAGCUGAAACUUGACUCACUCUCCGAGCAAGACUGGACUGAGUUGAAAAAGGUUUGCAACUUUCCCAAAUCGUUCGCGGAUGCUACCAAAGCUACGGAGGGUCACGCGCACACCAUUGACCGGACCUUGCCUAUAAUGGACUUUUUGCUCAGUAAAUUUGAAGCUGCAAAAAUUGAGUAUGGAAGCGACGCUUUUAUGGCGCUGUGUGUUGAGGCUGGAAGGGCAAAACUGGACGCUUAUUACACGCUGACAGACCGUUCUUCUACGGCAGCCUAUAGGCUGCCGUAUUCUUCUGCGUAUGUUGCAGCAAUUGUCCUCAGCCCUCAUCGAAAAUGGCACUACUUCGAAGUUGCGUGGGCGGACCAUCUGGAGUGGGUUGAAAGGGUUGAAAGUAGCAAGGCUGCCGUAGAAGCCCUCGGGAAGACUCGCUACGGGCCCGUCACCAAGCCGGCUUAUUAUAGUGCAAGCUCAUGCGCUGGUGGACCAGCCGCCAGUAAAGAAUUCGUUCCUCGCUUGGGAGGACGAGCGGGACCUUGA